CAUGUUCGACCACUAAGGUACUAAGUUGGUUUAUAUAAAUCUAAUUUAGCUAGAAGUAAUUAAUCAGACCACCCUCCACACACACACACGCAAACAACCAUGACCGAACAAGAACAUGUUCGUCCGCUAACUCCGGGGGCUGCACCACCGUCGAGUGAUUUUUCUGACUACAAAAAACAAACUCUCCAACGUAUCCGUAGCCGUAGAAACCGAAUCAAAUGCUUAAUCUGCGUCAUUGUAACAUCUCUAAUUCUAACCACGAUCGUGUUGACUUUAGUAUUCACGGUGUUUCGAGUCAAAGCCCCGAUCAUAGAAAUGAACGGUGUAACAGUCAACGGCCAAGAUUCAACCGCCGGGACUCAGAUCCAACUGUUGGGAACAAACAUCUCGAUGAUCGUUGACGUGUCGGUCAAAAAUCCAAAUUCUGUGACGUUUAGGUAUUCGAGCACCACGACGGAUAUAUAUUACAAGGGAAUGGUGGUGGGUGAAGCGCGUGGGCCACCGGGAAAGGCCAGAGCGCAUCGGACGGCGAGGAUGAACAUGUCGGUUGAUAUAAGGAUAGAUCGGUUAGUGUUGGAGCCUGGUUUGGUUCGAGAAAUAAUUGGGUCGGGUCAUGUUGACUUGUGGAGUUACACUAGAGUUAGUGGUAAGGUUAAGAUAAUGGGCAUUGUGAAGAAGCACGUUACAGUUAAAAUGAACUGCACGAUGGCUGUGAACAUCUCGCGACAGGCUAUUCAAGAUGUCAAGUGCAAGAACAAAAUCGAUCUUUGAGUUUUCGGUUUCCACAUUAAGGUAUACGUUGGAAAAUGUGUUAAUUUUUUUUUCUUGCUGAAGAAAUGUGUUACAUUUUUAAUCGUUUUUAGCAUUUUGUUGGUCAUUUGACUAUGGGUUAACAUUGUUGGUCAUUUAUGUUUAAUUUAUUUUAAUUUAUGUUGGUCA
This is a messenger RNA of Brassica oleracea var. oleracea, 939 nucleotides long. RefSeq names its product late embryogenesis abundant protein At1g64065-like. The coding region runs from base 100 to 771 and encodes 223 amino acids. The transcript has a single exon. The record is from RefSeq and is a predicted model, not a curated record. NCBI's taxonomy places the organism in Eukaryota, Viridiplantae, Streptophyta, Magnoliopsida, Brassicales, Brassicaceae.